Molecule: messenger RNA, 5121 nt
Organism: Symbiodinium sp. CCMP2592
Lineage: Eukaryota; Dinophyceae; Suessiales; Symbiodiniaceae
Source: the annotation of a GenBank genome assembly
GUUGCAGAGAUCCUGGCAGCUGCCCGGACACGGCAGCCGUGGGAGGUUAUGUGGCAGGCGUUCAUGGAAUUUGCGGAUGACAAUCCGGCUAUGCGGGCUGAGAUGCGAAGUCUCUCGGAGGCGGAUCGCCAAGGCCUCUAUCUUUGCUUGGCUCCCGAGGAGAGGCGAGAGUUCGCCCUGGUCGCUCUCGAAGAACUUGCCGCCCUGUGUAGCUACAGUGAGGAGCAAAAAAAGCUGGGACAUGUGAGCGCUUGGGCACUCCUGACACGUGAAGCUCGCAUGUCGUACAUUCAAGCAGAUCCUGCAACAUUCCUCGCUGGAAGUCCAGCUGCAUGGCGAGAUCAUUUGUCGCAUUACGGGUGGAACGACCUCGACCCUUCUGCAGCUUCUGGGAACGAUGUCCUUGAGCCGAGCCAGCAGCAGCUGGCAGUGCUUGUGAGCAGAGGUCUGCGAUCGGGUCCAGCCCAAGGGGUGCAGGCGAAGCCGGGUGCGAUGAAGGUGGAAGGUCCUGCGAAGGCAGAGCUGCUGCGUGUGAAGCAGGAGCAGCCCACUGCGAUUACUGCCGAGGCCCUGGAAGCCCAGCUGACAGCUGGGUCCAUCUACAGGCCCCUGUCGCAGAGCAUGUGCGACAUAGCACAGGUGAUCCGUGGCCUCAUGGCUGUGUGCAAUGCGCGGGUUCGGAAGCCUUGGACUGCUGACAUCGGUAUCUUGAAUGCCGGCAACGAGCAGAUCGAGGGUAGCUCCUCAGAAGGAUUCGUGGUCUUGUGGCCACAGGGCCCCUCCUCGGAAGACAUCGCACAGUUCAUGGCUGAGAUAGCACCGAGCACGCCGAAGCGGCAGAAGGUCCACUCAGGGAAAGCGGAGCGCCGUGCCAGAAGCAAAGCAGGGAAGGAGCAGGAGCCAGCACCGAAGAAGAUGAAAGCCAGUGAGUGUCCUGUGAGCCAUCCUGUCUUCCAGAAGAAGCACUGCCUGGCGGACAUGCCUGCUGUGGGGGGUCACUGGGGCAUCUUCUUGCAGGCCUGCGCAGACCCUUCCAUGAUCAUAGCUUGCCCUGUCUGCUGCGACCUGCUCAAAGAAGUGCGGCCAGAGACUGGCAGUGCCGGCGGAGCAAGCGACGCUGGGAUGGGUGGGAACCAGGUUGUGCCGGCUGCCGAUGCUGCUGAAGAGAGGGAGGAUGCAGACUCCAGCUCGGGUGAGCCGGAGGGGAAACGGAGAGCCGGACGGCGUCGCAAGGGCGAAGUGCCCUCCUGGUGCCUUCAGUGCCUUCAUGCUUGGGUAAAGGCUCGGCGGCAGGAUGUGUAUGUGCAGACCGACCGGAGCUAUCAGAAGUCUGCCACGUACUACUGCAGACCCUGUGGCAAAGAGAUCCAGUUUCAAACUGCCACAUGCAAGAAGAAGAUCCUGAGACACGAGGCGUACAAGACACACAUCCAGGGUCUCGCAAAGUUGAGGGGCACUUUGGUCCAGGCCCCUAGCCGUGCGGGUGCGGCAAUUGUUGCCUCGGACACCUCGCAGCCGUGCUCGGGAAUCCUGGCCUCAAAGCAUGCACUGCACGAGAGCAUCACCCUCUUCGUCCAGCACGGCCAGCCGCGAAUGCACUAUGCCAAAGGAGAAACCGACCCCCUGGAGGCCAUCCGUUUCGAGGUCCUCAGCAGCGACAUCAGCAUCCGGCAUGCCAAGUGCUUGGGGGUAGUGGGGCAGUCCAUGACGGCCUGCUCCGAGUGUGUGCAGGCCUCCAAGGCCAAGAGUUUCAAGCUGGCAGUGGCAAAGCAGGCCUACGUGAUCGACCUUUGCAUGCUGACUCACCACUGCUACCACAGCACGGCCCAGGAGCUGGAAGAGUUCAGAGCAGCCUUACCCGGUCGGGACUAUCAGCUGGCGGGCCUGGCCGGUCAAGACCUCGAUCGGUACCUGCGGAUCAAGAACAACCUCGAGGUAUGCCGUGCCAUCGCAUCCAAGUUCGAGUGUACCCCUGCAUGGCGUGUCUCAGAUUCGCUGCGUAGGCUCUUCGAGCUAUGGUUGCACAGGCCACAUCGGUCGCAUAGCACGGACACGGAGGCCGAAGCACACAGCUCCCUCGUACGGGGCAUGGCUGCUUCGCUGGUUGCUGGCCGCUGCAGAGAGAAAGACCUGGUCCUAGCAGCCCGUGUAGCGGCUGGGGCGCUCAGGGCAGACGUGAUCGUGCAGAGUCUCUGCACAAGCUUCCUGUCCAAAAUGGUGAAAGGACUCCGGGACGUGAGGCAAAAAACUACAGGGGAGUUUACUGACUACGAGGUGUUGUCGGAGUCUUUGACCACACUUGGACGGCAUGAGGAGGUAGUCAACUUGUUGAAGACCUUCAAGGUGAAUCCCAAAAAGCUGAAGGUUCUCUCCCUGCACAACGACCGCUAUCCUCUGCCUUACGCCUGCUUGUCCAACAAGGCCCAGAUCCGUGAGAACUGCCUCCGUGCUGCCAGCCACCUCCGCAAUGCCGGGUCUCGCUCACACUUCAUCGUUGAUGAUCCGGACCAGGACUACAGCAUCUUGGACCCUGCAUCCCACGACAAGCACUCCUUGCCUGCUGAUCGGCUCGCCAAGCUGGCGAUGCACGUGUGUAUGCAGAGAUGCGACAAUCGCAGUUGGGUGUUCGACAUCCUCGUGGUGCCGCGAGCACCAGCAGCUGGCAAAGCAUGCACUGCGAGUGAGACCUUGGAGAUGGUUGCAGAUGUCUUCCAGGAGGCCACGACCGCUGCCGGCGGUGUUGCACCACAUGGCCUGGCCUUUGAUGGGGGCUCCAACAACCAGCGACUGCUGCAGAUUUUCCUUGGCCACUCCGACUUGCGUCUGCAGGAAUCUCUACCCUUCUUCAAGGACUGUGUGAUCGAUGACAUGCUGCAGCAGCUGCCCUUUUGGCCGCACCGCUUCCUCCGGCACGACCAUCGCAUUCUGGUAGCCUUCAACGGUGCAUACCACUAUCAGAAGCGGUACAGCCUGGCCCACUUAGCUGGAUGUAGGAAGAUCCGACAUGGAGCCCUAUUCGCAGACCUGAGCAUCGAACUCUGCAGUGGGCUACCUCACUCGGCGUAUCUGGUCAGCGAUGCGCAGAGUGAUCUUGCUGCAGCACAGAGGAUGUCCACACCAUUCGUGGGCCGGCAGUGGCAAAGCCCCGGCGUGUUGCUCCACGCAUUCGUCGGAGCUCUGAUCUGCUCGUGCACUACCGCCAGCCCAGGCUUCAGUCGAGAAGACCUCUGUCUGAACGCAAUGUCCGCGAUGUACCUGCUCCUGUUGCACCGUGCCGAAGCCGCCAGGCAGUGGCCUGAAUGGGCAGAGCGGAAUCGCAAGAGUCUCAGUGACAUCACCGUCAAGAACGGAGUAGCCCUCAUGCACUUCGUCGUCGUCGCUUGCUUGUGCGACGAUACGGAGCCGCGCAGCCUUCAAGAACUUGCCAUUGAACAUCAUUUCGGACGACUGAAGGUGCUUCAGCUCAGCCGGAUGCCAGAAGCUGCCCUGCAAGAACGCUGCUCAUCCUUUGCCCGGCCGGCCUUGGAUAUGGACACCUUGAAGAACAUUGCCAAAAAGGCACUCCGUACGGCUCUUGAGUUCCAAUGCUUCAUCUCUGUGGACACUGCCCCAAGCGAGCUGUAUGGCGACUUCCAGAAGUGGUGGAGAAAGCAGGGCAUGGAUCUGUUUCGGAGUCCCGAUGCGGCGGCCAAUGCUUUCGAUCUCUUUGACAUCACGCCCGAACUCGAAGAGGACCUCGAGCCCCCGGCAGUGGGUGACACCAAGGAGCAGCGAGCGGCGACAGAGGUCUUGCAUCAAGUACAAGACCGAGCUCAGCUCAUCGCGGACAUCAAGGCCAUGGAGAACCCAGAUGCCCAGGAUAUCCAGGAUGAGGCGGGCAAGGAGGAUGAGGAGAAGCAGGUGGUGCCCCAGCAGGCUGACAAGGAGCCACAUGAGUCACCUCCUGAGGCGGUUGCCGCGGUGCCCACCAGCCUCAGCAACGUGCUGCAGGCAGCAAAAGUGAACGGCGGGGAUAUCUUCGACCUGGAUUCCGCCAGUGCUGCGGGACAGACGGCCAUGCUCCAGCGGGUUCUCCACAUGUCGGGCUUCCUGCGAUCUUUCAUUCGGCAUGCCAGAGCCCAGGAAGGACUCCUGUCCUUGAGCACUUUGAACUCCCAGCCUGCACCUCUCAACAGCUGGAACGAGCGGGAGCACCAGCUGGCAAUUGCCAGGCGAGCAGCCAAUGUUAGCCAGGUGCGACUCUCACGUGCACAGGCCUGGCAGAGCAGCCAACAGAGACUCGCUGUCGAUGUCCGUCCUCGCAACAGUCUCGCAACAGAGGCCGAUCCGGGCCUCUCGCCGCCCACCACGUAUUUUCCUUGUGGCAAAGAUCGCUUCCAGAUCGUGGCACACCUCUGGGGAGGCCAAGUGGGCAUCGGCCUGAUCCUGACCGUGUUUCGUGGAGCCUUGGUCAAAAAGCCUAACUCGUCGGAGUUGACAGUUCGCACUGCUCGCCCGUUCCCAGAUGAUCUCCCAUGCGCAUCUACACGAAUGGUCCACAUUGCGGGUUGCAUCUUCAAUCCGACGACGGCCGAGUAUGCUACCUCCUGUGCGGAGUUGUGUAUGCUCUGUGAACCAGUGAACUGCAUCUACGGUGAACUGUCUCUGGCAGCAUGGAGAUCUACGAAGACACAGCUGCUGUUCCGGCUCACCCCUGCCGCAGCUGCCGCACUGAAGAUCCUGCAGGCAGAGAAAAAGCUUCCCAUCCAACCGAUCCCGGAAACUACCGAGCAAACCGAGGAGGACACUGCUGCACCGGCUCCUGCUAUGUCCGAGCCCUCCGAUCUGCAGUUCAAUGAUCGAAGCUUCAUGUGCCAGGGACUCGCACAGGCCACUUCCAAGUUUCUGCUGGCCCUGGAGGAGUGUUACCGGAAGAAGGGUUUCGCAUUUGUGGAUGCCUCUACCGGACUGGUGCAUUUCGAGAAGGUGAAGAGCACUCCGUGGAAGGACCUCGUCCAGCGUGUGCCUGGCUUCCUGCAGGUGGAGUUCGCCGGCCUGCAAGGGCAUCGCUUCAGCCGAGCCGUGCACUCCAAGUUCAGCCAGCUGCUCCCGACCAACGGUGCCUCGUCCUUUUACUCGUAG